CAUAAAAUUGGUUGCUAUAGGAGGGGCUGGCAUUUCUUAAACAACAAACCUGCCGAUUGGCAUGUAAUCAACACCAUCCUUAUAAACUAACCACCCUUAAGGCCUGAAUCAAAGGAAGCUUAGAAGACUUAUGCCAGCACUAUAUACAAAGCCUGCAGGCAGGCCCAUGAAAAACUAAGGCGGCAGCCAUGGAGAAGGAGACGGCGGCGACGGAGCUGGAGAUCCCCGGCGAGUGCCAGUACGCCGGCGACCCGGCGGUGGUGCGGCCGAGCCAGCCCACGCCGCGGCACACGCUGUACCUCUCCAACCUCGACGACCAGCGGUUCCUCCGCUUCUCCAUCAAGUACCUCUACGUCUUCACCGGCCCCGCCGCCGUGUCCGCCGACACCCUGAGGGCGGCGCUCUCCAGGGUGCUCGUCGACUACUACCCGCUCGCCGGCCGUCUCCGGCCCAGCGACGACGACGGAGACGGCAAGCUCGUCGUCGACUGCAAUGCCGAGGGGGCGCUCUUUGCCGAGGGCGCCCUUCCGGGGCUCACCGCCGGCGAGUUCCUCCGGGGCCGCGCCAGGCCGCACAAGUCCUGGAGGAAGCUGCUCUACCGGGUGGAGGCACAGAGCUUCGUCGCCGUGCCCCCGCUCGUAAUCCAGGUGACUCGGCUGGGCUGCGGCGGCAUGAUCCUCUGCACGGCCAUCAACCACUGCCUCUGCGACGGCAUCGGCACCGCGCAGUUCCUCCACGCCUGGGCGCGCGCCGCCCGCGCUGACCACGUCGACGGCGCCGACCCCGCGCCGUUCCACGACCGCCGCGCCCUGAGCCCGCGCUGCCCGCCGCGCGUCGCUUUCACGCACCACGAGUACUGCAACAUCAGCGCCAACGACAACGACGCAUCCAGCAGCCUCCUGGCCCGUCUGCUCGGCCAGCCUCUGGCGCCCGUGUUGCUCACCUUCACGGCGGCACACCUCCUCCGCCUCAAGCGCCAGUGCACGCCGUCGCUCAAGUGCACCUCCUUCGAGGCGCUCGCCGCGCACGUCUGGCGCGAGUGGGUCCGCGCCCUGGACCCGCCCGCCUCGCUCCGCGUGAAGCUCCUCUUCUCCAUGAACGUGCGGCAGCGCGUGAAGCCCGAGCUGCCCCGGGGCUACUAUGGCAACGGGUUCGUGCUCGGGUGCGCCGAGUCCACGGCGGCGCAGCUGACGUCGUCCUCCCAAUCGAGCGCCCGCUACGGGGUGCGGCUGGUGCAGGAGGCCAAGGAGUGCGUGGACGACGAGUACGUGCGGUCCAUGGUGGACCUCCUCGAGGAGCGGCGCGGCGCGAGGCCGGACCUGGCGGCGAGCCUGGUGAUCUCGGCGUGGACGCGGCUGGGGCUGGAGGAGCUCGACUUCGGCGGGGGGAGGCCAGCGCACAUGGGCCCGCUGACCAGCGAGAUAUACUGCGUGUUCCUCCCCGUGGUCGGGGACCCGCACGGCGUCACCGUCCUCGUCUCCGUCCCGCAGGCCGCCGCCGACAGGUUCCAGCACUGCUGCCUCGGCUUCCUCAAGGACAACGACGUGGAUGCAAGGCUGAGCUGAGUUAGCAGCCGAUGAGCUGAUUCCGAUGUCAGAAUCAAUCAACUAUUAAGAGCACUCGAGUAGUAAUCAAUCAGGCUACAUUGUCGUAGAGCACCUUUUCGUGUCAUCAACUAGCUCGCUCGUCCUAGUUAGUUAGGAUCUGCUUAUUUAAACUGUGAUUUUUAAUUUUUGGGUUUUCUAGUUUUUUUC
Messenger RNA from Phragmites australis (common reed), 1754 nucleotides. RefSeq names its product alcohol acyltransferase 9-like. Lineage: Eukaryota; Viridiplantae; Streptophyta; Magnoliopsida; Poales; Poaceae. The record is from RefSeq and is a predicted model, not a curated record. The transcript is spliced from 2 exons. Gene Ontology annotation, molecular function: acyltransferase activity, transferring groups other than amino-acyl groups. The coding region runs from base 189 to 1565 and encodes 458 amino acids.